Molecule: messenger RNA, 819 nt
Organism: Cygnus atratus (black swan)
Lineage: Eukaryota; Metazoa; Chordata; Aves; Anseriformes; Anatidae
Product: kallikrein-14-like
Exons: 5
Coding region: 1-819 (272 amino acids)
Biological process (GO): proteolysis
Molecular function (GO): serine-type endopeptidase activity
Source: RefSeq, a predicted model, not a curated record
AUGGCUCGUGACGGGCAUGGGGCCUUCAGCUUCACCCCCAUCUUCAUCCUCAUGGUGGGACUGCUGUCCGCCACCCCGCUGCUGGCACAAAAUGGGAAGGGGGGCAAUGAAGGCAAUGAGCUACCAGAGGUGGACGAGUCCCGUAUCAUCGGUGGGAAGCCCUGCUCCAUCACCCAGCGACCUUUCCAGGUUGCCCUCAUCAAGAGGGGACAAAUCCUGUGCGGAGGAAGCUUGAUAGACGCCCAGUGGGUCCUGACAGCCGCCCACUGCAAGCAGCCAGGCAGGGACCUCAGGGUGUUAAUUGGGACGGACACGUUGCGGGACGGCACGGGGGAAGUGAGGAUGAUUUCACGGUUAAUCGUCCACCCGGCCUACAACCCCCGCAAGAACGACAAUGACUUCAUGCUCCUGAGGCUGAACAGACCCGUGCAGUUUAGCAACAACAUCAAGAAGAUCAGAUUGGCCACGAGGUGUCCCAUGGAUGGGAUGAGGUGCAGCGUGUCUGGCUGGGGCACGACCAAGUCCCCCGGAGCAAAGCUCCCCAGAAAUCUGCAGUGUGCCGGCGUCCAAGCCUUCGGGAAGGAUAAGUGCGCGAGGGCAUACGGGAGGUUGAUCACCCCCAACAUGUUCUGUGCUGGCGUCCCCCAGGGGGGCAUCGAUUCCUGCCAGGGUGACUCUGGGGGCCCGCUGGUGUGCAAUGGGGUGCUGCAAGGCGUGGUGUCGUGGGGCAUGGCUGUCUGCGGGCGCAAGGGGCAGCCCGGCGUCUACUCCAACGUGUGCCAAGCCGUGCCCUGGAUCAGGAGAUACAUCAGGGGGUAG